AGUUUCUGUGAUUUGUCUUAUCUUCCCCAGACUUUGUUGUCUUCUCCAGUGCCAUUCUCACCUCUGAUUCAGCCAUGGCUGCCCUUCGCGCCGCGCUUCUCGGCGUGCUUGUAGCGGCCAUCGCGUCAUUUGUCUACAACGACCCGCUCGCGCUUCGCCAGCCGGUAGACGUGUCGCCAGUCCUCCUCCCGCCGCUCGCGGUGCCGGGAGCUAGCGACCCCUCGAACCGCCUUGCUUCUGCGGAGAUAAAGUAUAAGUUGUACGAGCACCAGGGCAUCGGCCCUGAGAGUCUGGCCAUGGACGCUAACGGCAGCGGACCCUAUUCCGGCUUGGUAGACGGCCGCGUCGUGCGGCGGAGCGCGGACAACAGCCAAUGGGAGCCCUUCGCGCACACCUCUCCGAAUCGCACCCCUCAGUUGUGUGACAUUCCGCCAAAGUCACAGCCGGAUCCGUCUAAGGAGCCUCUUUGCGGCCGUCCCUUGGGCCUGCGGUUUCACCCCGUUACUGGAGAGCUUUAUAUCGCGGACGCGUACUAUGGGCUGAAUCGGGUCGGCUUAAAUGGGGGACAGGCGGAGCAACUGGUUGGCGGGAAGCUGGUGGACGGAGAGAAGUUGUCCUUUAUAAACGACCUCGAUAUGGACGCGGAAGAUGAGAACGGAACAGUGUAUUUCACUGUAUCGAGCACCAAAUACGAAAUGAGGAAUUUCCUCUCCAUGAUUCUCGAUGGCGGGGCGGACGGCGGCCUAUACAAGUACGACAUUGCCACGAGGGAGGUGACUCGCCUCGUGCCCGGCGUGGCAUUUGCCAACGGGCUCGCCCUCUCCCAGGACCGCUCGUUCCUCGUCUACUGCGAGACCAUCAGAGCCAGGUGCAACCGCUACUGGCUCAAGGGCAGCAAGGCGGGCAGCCACGAGGUGUUUGUGGACCUGCCCGGGGUGCCAGACAACCCCAGGCUCAACCCCCGGGGGCGUUUCUGGAUCGCCAUGCCUGCGUACCGAACCUCCGCUUAUGACUUCCUCGCUCGCGCCCCUCGCCUGCGCUCCAUCCUCCUGCGCCUGCACCUGCACCCGCUUCUCCUCUACGCCGGAAUUUUCGGGCUGCCCAACGGAAUGAUUGCAGAGGUGGACGCGGCCGGGCAGAUCACCGACAUUUUGGAGGACCGGGCAGGAAAGCGGGUGAAGGCGCCGAGUGACGUGAUGGAGAGGGGCGGCAAGCUGUGGAUAGCGUCCCUCAUAGUGCCGAAUCUUGCUGUGCUGGACUAUGUGCCGCCAGGCACCAGCACUGCCUGAUGACCUUUCUGAGGCACCUAGGGGCUUCAUUCCAGUGAGGUGAUGGAGAGGGAUGGGGGGCGGCCGGCUGGGGCUAGCGUCCCUCAUCCCAACCUUGCUGUGCACGAGUACCGGUAUGUGCCAGCUGGUGCCAACGCUGUGCCUCCUUGUGGCAGCGCUGCCUGAUCACCUUUCUUUUGGAGCCGCCUCGAGGGCCUGCCUGCAUUGCAUGGCACCGAGGCGGGUGGUGGAGAGGGGUGGAGAGGGGUGGCGAGCGGUGGGUAGCGUCCUGCGUAGUGCCCAACCUAGCAGUGCUGGAGUAUGUGCCGGCUUGGGCCAUCAUCGCUGCUUGACCGGAGUCCCUGUAGCUGCCUCCAACUUUGCUUGCCUUGCACCUUUGCUCGCCUUUGAACCUUGGUUUGUUGUGCAGCUUUGAACCUUGGUUUGCCUUGGUUUCGCUAGUAAACGUCCUAGUAGCCU
Molecule: messenger RNA, 1748 nt
Organism: Closterium sp. NIES-67
Lineage: Eukaryota; Viridiplantae; Streptophyta; Zygnematophyceae; Desmidiales; Closteriaceae
Source: the annotation of a GenBank genome assembly